AUGAAUCCAGGAACGUAUGAACUGACCCCAUUUGAACCACUAGCUCAGGCAAUACUGGACCAGGCGUCCGAUAUUGAAGUGUGGAACCUUUUCGUUCAGCUUGUUGAGAAACUUGAAUCUAUCAUGAAGAUUUCGAGCAAGCAAUUAAUCAAUCUAGCUGCUGAGUCAAUGUACAGACGAGUUGGUGUUUCAUACAAUGGUACCACACAGACGAUGGCAGAUCUGAAAGAAUCUAUGUGCCACGAACUAUCUGGUUCCGUUUUCCUCGGCGUCAAAGGCUUCUGGAAAAAGUACUUGGUGGACCCGGAAUGGUCCACACUAUGCGCCGAGAUCGCAGAUAGCUAUGUGAAACGGUCCGGUGAAGAAAAACUCAAGUUUCCCACGGAACUUGAAGAAGCCUCAGUGUGGAAAUGGAUGAAGGCCGUAGAGAAAGAGAUUUUCAAAUCAUCUUCCAACUCCAAUGAUUCGGAACUGACAGGAGGACAGAGCUCUCGCUCUAGUAAAUUUACGCACGCCUUCCAUCGAAGCCAGUAUCAUACUCUCGCAGCUGGCAAUAUCAUUGGAGGUCAAACAGACAACCAAGUGGACUACUUCAUAGAACGACGAGACACCUCUGCUGAAGAUAAACAUCACUGGCGAGAUAUCGUUGUGGUAGGAGAGCUGACAAAGUCGUCCCCGUCGAGGUUUUUGGGAAAGUUUCUCCAGUUGAGCGUUUACAUGAGCGAGGUCUUCUCUGCGCAGCCACUGCGACGAUUUGUGCAUGGAUUUAUUCUUUUCGGAACUCAACUGCAGCUUUGGGUUGAUAUUAGCAAAUCUCAGAGAGAACUGGUGCAUGCUCUUGCGGCGUACAUGCUAAUGAGUGACGAAAAGCAUGGCAUUGAUCCGUCCAUUCAACAUCAUGAUAACAAGAUAGUCAUCAAGCUGCAGGUACCCGGUACAAAUCAUAAGCAGGAAUUUGCGCUUGAGACGGAACCGUUCGAAUGGCAGAAAGCACUCGUGUCUCGGGGCACUUGCUGUUAUCGCGAUAUCAACAAGAAGUUUGUGGUGAAGUUCUCACGGAGAAUGACGGGACGAAACUCUGAGGCGGAGCUACUCAAGCUAACGACGAACGUUGUGGGAAUGGCAAAGCUACUUGAAUGGCGUCACCUUGAAACGAUAGGUAAUCUCCGGAAGGGCCUUGAGUUUACACGGCAGAUGGUGAAAGACUGCCGACCAAAAGAGAAGUUGUUCGCCACGCCAACGGUGUUUGUCGAGAAGCAAGUGAGUGUUCCGAAGAAGAGUACGAGCAAGACAGUAGUGCAGAUAAGGAAAAGCGAAUCAAACUACUGUGGAGGGAUCAAUGGUUCUGCUAGUAAAAGAGCAAGAAGUAGCAAAAACGGCUAG
Messenger RNA from Blumeria graminis f. sp. triticale, 1383 nucleotides. The record is from the annotation of a GenBank genome assembly. Lineage: Eukaryota; Fungi; Ascomycota; Leotiomycetes; Helotiales; Erysiphaceae.